GAUGGGCCACAACUUUGGCAAAGUUGGCGAAGAGUACGACGGGGGAUAUGUGUACACCGGCGCCAACUCGGCCACGUCGAUCAAUGCGGCACCGUGGACGCAUUGGUUGACUAACCCUGAUGUGAUCCGCGAGGAGAAGGCCGUCCAGCGGUUCCAAAAGCACAUCUGGUACGAUCUCCAGAAAGGCUCGUACCAGAUCAAGUUCAAGUCGAACGGCGCGUUCAAGCGAUGGUACAUCCAGCUGUCCGUGUCCGGCGCCGACACGAACGAUGCGCUUUCGAUCACGUUGAACGGCGAGCCGCUGCCGUGGACCACCAAGGGCGUCAAGGACCGCUCGUUUUACUCGUGGCGCAGCUCGGACGCGGGGUUCUCUGCCGGCGACCACGUGCUCAACAUCACCGCGGGCGGGUCGUUCGACAGCCCGAUCAUCAAGCAGCUAUGUAACGCCGUGAUCUAUGAAUACGCCGGUGAAGACGAGUUCAAGCUCGACGACAACGACCACAUCGGGUUCUACCCCACGUGGGACAUCAA
This is a messenger RNA of Aphanomyces astaci, 531 nucleotides long. RefSeq lists its product as hypothetical. NCBI's taxonomy places the organism in Eukaryota, Oomycota, Saprolegniomycetes, Saprolegniales, Verrucalvaceae. The transcript has a single exon. The record is from RefSeq and is a predicted model, not a curated record. The annotation marks the transcript as partial.